UUCAAACCUGAAGCGGCGCUCUUCUUUACAGGAAAACAUUGACGCUCUGUGACGACCGUCCGCGAGUUUUUCCGGCAUUUCGCAUUGGAUUUUGUCUGAAAUUAACAUUUACCCAAAAUGUCUUCUACGAAAAAGCAGAUUUACUAUUCCGACAAGUAUUCCGACGAGGAAUACGAGUACAGGCAUGUUAUGCUUCCCAAGCAGCUUUCCAAGCUGGUGCCGUCCUCCCACUUAAUGUCAGAGGAGGAAUGGAGAGGACUGGGAGUCCAGCAAAGUCAGGGCUGGAUCCAUUACAUGAUCCAUAAACCAGAGCCCCACAUUCUGCUAUUCCGAAGACCGCUUCCCAAGGAAUGAAAUUUCAAGACUAUCAUCGGAAGUUAAACUACAUGGUUGGAUCUGACCAUAAGUGCAUUUCUUUCCAAAAGUUGUGAUUUGUAUAUAAGUUUUAUUAUUUGCAGAUCAGUGGUAAUGAAAUGUUACUCCUCCUCCCCCUUUCAUUCGGAGAACCGAUGGCAGCAGGGAGCCCCGGGGGAAUUGGCUGCCUCCUCCAAAGUGUUUUAUUUAGAUCUACACACUGAAGUCAUGUAAAAUAAGUUGGAUGGUGUUUCAGGUCAAGUAAUCGCCCCAGUCGUGAUUCGUGAAUAGAAGGACUAGUUUUUGUUGUACACUACUAUGCUUUUUGUUGCUGAACUGCUUUUGUUAACAUCUCCAUCUUGUAUUUUGAGCAGUCAACAUGUGUUUGUUCAAUUGUUGUUGACAAAUCAAUAAAUUUUAUUUUUAUUA
This is a messenger RNA of Pimephales promelas (fathead minnow), 783 nucleotides long. It is a transcript of the gene cks2, whose product is annotated as CDC28 protein kinase regulatory subunit 2. Gene Ontology annotation, molecular function: cyclin-dependent protein serine/threonine kinase regulator activity. Lineage: Eukaryota; Metazoa; Chordata; Actinopteri; Cypriniformes; Leuciscidae. The record is from RefSeq and is a predicted model, not a curated record.